AUACGUGCAGGGAUUUGGCAAACCGCCAUUACGAGUGUGCGGGAUGGGAAGAAUUUAUAUAUACUGUGUGAAUGCUUAAUCAUACUUUUCACUACGAGUUAUUGUAAUUAAUGUAUAUUAUUAUUAGGAUACUCAUUUGGCAGUCAGAGUAACAUUUAGUUAAUUUUAAGAGAUACAGGAUCCGUUGGUGAGCUGCAGGAGGGGGCGUGUUCGUUACGCAAGGACAGUACUUUAAAGCAGUGCAUGCGCCACACUUUUUGUAAUUUACUCUCUUUACUUUAUUGUGACCUUUCUUAAGUUCAGUUGCUGUCGUUUGUGGGAUCUCCUCAAACUAGAGCAUUGAUUUAAACAUCUCUAAACAGAGUCAGGAUUCAGCAGUAAAGAUGGCAGCCUCUCUACUCAGGGUAGGACGACUUGGAUCUCUCAGGCAUCUGCAGGCGGAGAGCUUGAGUUUAAGAGCUCCAGUUGUCGCUCUCAGUUCAAAAUCUGGGGACAGCAAGAAGUCCAAAAAGUCCAACAAAGAAAAGGGGGCUUCAAAUACGUACUUCGAUAUACAAAAACUUGUCCAGCACAAAGCGUAUGUGGAAUUCCCCAAGAAGGAGGUUGCAGCCCCAGCUGCUGCUGCCUUUACAGAAGCUGCAUCUGCUGCUACGCCUGCCCCUGAGCCAGUUGUGACUGCCACUGCAGUGCCUGCUGCAGCAGAAGCACCAGCCACUACUGCUGAAGCUGCUGCCCCUGCAUCUGAAGUCACUAGCCUUGGAGCCAAAGCCACUGCCCCUUCAGUUGAAAGUGCUGCUCCUGCAGCUGAAGUCGCUGCAGUUGAAAGUGCUGCUGCUGCACCUGAAGCCGCUGCCCCUGCAGCUGAAGCCGCUGCAGUUGAAAGUGCUGCUCCUGCAGCUGAAGCCGCUGCAGUUGAAAGUGCUGCACCUGCAGCUGAAGCCACUGCUCCUGCAGCUGAAGUUGCUGCCAUUGAAAAUGCUGCUCCUGUAGCUGAAGCCGCUGCAGUUGAAAGUGCUGCACCUGCAGCUGAAGCCACUGCAGUUGAAAGUGCUGCACCUGCAGCUGAAGCCGCUGCAGUUGAAAGUGCUGCAGCUGAAGCCGCUGCAGUUGAAAGUGCUGCACCUGCAGCUGAAGCCACUGCUCCUGCAGCUGAAGCUGCUGCCAUUGAAAGUGCUGCUCCUGUAGGUGAAGCCGCUGCAGUUGAAAGUGCUGCUCCUGCAGCUGAGCCCGCAGAACCUGUUGUUGAAUUUUCCCCACCUGUUGCUGAAGUUUCUGCAGCUGAAGCCAUUUCUGAUGUUGCACCAGCUUCUGAAGCUGCACCUUUAGAAGGACCACCUGCCCAAGAACCACUUGCUGAAGCUGCCCCUGUUGUAGAGGCAACAACCGAAAUAGUUUUAGAAUCUGUUGCUGAAGCUACCCCCAUUGAGCCUGUUGUAGAGUCUGUUGUAGAAGCAUCUCCUAUUGAAGAGCUGGUCGAUUCUGCCCCUGUGAUCACAGAUGCUACUGAUCCAGCUGAAGUUGUGGAGACGCCAGAGGCUGGAUUAGACCCCAUUCAGAAACUUUUCCUAGAUGCAAUUCGCUCAUACUCUACACAGAGCAAUACUGCUGGUGGUCUAGUUGAUGCAGGUCCUGAGUACCAGAAGGCUCUUGCUGAGGAAAUAACUAAAUUGCAGCGGUUGUAUGGUGGUGGAGACCUGACCUCCUUUCCAGAGUUUAAAUUCUCUGAACCUAAAUUUGACGACGUGUCCUCCAAGUAAACAUCGUAUAUUUGUAUGUUUUCCUCUCCUGUGCCUCAAUGCAAUUUUGUGGCAGAAGUCUAUGAAAUAACUUCUUUCAUUGUUAAAAGUGAAACAUUUAGCAAAAUUAUUUUGUGACUCUGAAUAGCUGCUUUUUUUUAAAUCUCAUGUCUCAUUUAAAAAAAACUAUUUUAUGUAUUGAAUGCACAUGUGAUGGAAGACGGUAUAGCUUAGCUGUGAAAUAAAUGCUUUUUGCUUGCUGUAAGUUAUGUCAGAAAGUGUAUUUGAAAUAUUUGGGGUAAGAAUAAUGAAUAAACUGAGCCACACAUGA
Messenger RNA from Myxocyprinus asiaticus (Chinese sucker), 2067 nucleotides. RefSeq names its product transcriptional regulatory protein AlgP-like. The transcript has 7 exons. The record is from RefSeq and is a predicted model, not a curated record. Gene Ontology annotation, molecular function: proton transmembrane transporter activity. Gene Ontology annotation, biological process: proton motive force-driven ATP synthesis. Bases 384 to 1757 code for a protein of 457 amino acids. Lineage: Eukaryota; Metazoa; Chordata; Actinopteri; Cypriniformes; Catostomidae.